CUAUUGCUUCAGUAUCAUACUAUACUAAGUCAAGAGUCAUGAAGCUUCGUUGAACGCAAAUUGGGACUCAGAUACUAUCAUGCACCCUUGCGGAGGGAUCGUUGCGGCUAUUCGCGCUCGAGGCAGUCGUGGUGCCCCUGGCUUCCCACGCCUUGGAAGAAGGCCGUUCCAGAUUGUUCCUCGAAGGAGCUUGCUAACAGAUAGCUAUGCACGAGGGCCGUCCAGUCCGCCCUUGCUCGAAUCGACGGUCGGCGAACAUUUCACGAAGAUCGUGGCGGAACAUGGUGAUAGAACUGCGUAAGUCCUUCACCAAUCUUUUGUCGGAGCUAUGAAAACCGACUCGGUUUAGUGUCGUCUCCAAACACCAGAAUGAUCGCGUAUCGUAUGCUUCUCUCGAUGCUAGGAGCAACGCCCUUGCCCGCGGCCUACAGUCCGUUGGGGUAAGGAAGGGGGAUCGCGUCGGAGUCAUGCUGGGAAACUCGAUGGAAUAUGCGGUGGCAACCUAUGCUUUGUUCAAACUCGGAGCUGUUUUGGUUCCCCUCAAUCCCUCAUUCAAUGCUACGCAAGUAGUAUCCGCACUGGGUCACCUCGAGUCCAGCCAUUUAAUUAUUAGUGCCGAGUCCAAUCUCCCUCGCAAAGAUCCUCGCAGCAAUCUCCCGCUCCUGGAGCAUCUGAUCGGCGAUCUCUCGUCUUCAAAAUUAGAAUCAGAAUCGGUCCCCUCACUGAAGCAGAUAAUUCUGGUUAAUAACUCUGCGGGCCGAUUUGAUGCAUCUUUAUAUAAAUCCCUGACACCUUUCUCGUCGAUAAUGUCUCAGAUGGCGGCUGAUGGCCGCCCAUUAUCUCCACAAGAUCUCUCUCCGCACGAUAUUGUCAACAUCCAAUUUACUUCUGGCACGACUGCCAUGCCGAAGGCAGCUUGUCUGAGCCAUCGAUCUAUCUUGAAUAAUGGAUCACAGAUCGGCGACCGCAUGCUCCUGACUGCGAAUGAUAUCGUUUGUUGCCCCCCUCCGUUGUUCCAUUGCUUUGGCUGCAUUCUAGGAUAUAUGGCAACGGCAACCCAUGGCUCCUCGAUUGUCUUCCCAUCCGAGUCCUUCAAUGCCCGCGCUGCGCUCAAGGCAGUGCAAGAAGAGAAAUGCACUGCACUCUAUGGCGUUCCUACGAUGUUCCUGGAGGAAUUAAAUCUCAUUGAGACUGGAGAAAUCUCAGGCGACGGCUUUCAAUACUUGCGGACGGGUAUCGCUGCUGGCAGUAGCAUCCCGUCAGAGCUAAUGAAGAAGCUGCACAGGGUUCUGAAUCUCACAGAAUUGACCAUCUGCUACGGCAUGACUGAGACAAGCCCUGUUUCGGCGAUGACGACUACCGAUGAUCCAAUCGACAAGAGGAUCAAUACCGUCGGAAGACUUAUGCCGCAUGUAGAGGCCAAGGUUGUAGAUCCAGUCGACAAAUCCCGAAUUCUCCCCGUUGAUACGCCGGGCGAGUUAGCUAUUAGUGGGUAUCUACUCAUGAAAGAGUACUGGAAUGAUCCAGAACGGACAGCGGAAGUGAUGAUUGCGGACAAUGCGGGAAAGGUUUGGAUGCAUACCGGUGAUGAAGCGUCCAUGUCAGCAGACGGUUAUGUGACUAUCACUGGCCGUAUCAAGGACUUGAUUAUCCGUGGUGGAGAGAACAUCCAUCCAUUGGAGAUUGAGAAUUGCCUACUUGCACACCCGAAUGUGACCGAUGUCUCUGUUGUCGGCGUCCCAGAUGAGCGAUAUGGCGAGGUUGUUACUGCUUUCGUGGUCGCGCGAGAGCAAGCUGCCAAGCCUCCUACCACCGAAGAGAUCCAGGAUUGGGUUCGAGAAAAGCUGAGCGGCCACCUAGUACCCAAGUAUGUUUUCUUUCUGGGACCAGCUGAUAGCUUCCCCAAGACUGCAAGCGGGAAGAUCCAGAAAUUCAAGCUCAAGGAGCAGGCUAUCGAACUAGUGGCGAAAGGCAAAGAAGCCAUUGCAGAUACCUAG
Molecule: messenger RNA, 1997 nt
Organism: Penicillium brasilianum
Lineage: Eukaryota; Fungi; Ascomycota; Eurotiomycetes; Eurotiales; Aspergillaceae
Source: the annotation of a GenBank genome assembly